Ceratitis capitata (Mediterranean fruit fly) is the source of this 8582-nucleotide messenger RNA. RefSeq lists its product as hypothetical. The record is from RefSeq and is a predicted model, not a curated record. Bases 1040 to 8536 code for a protein of 2498 amino acids. The transcript has 6 exons. Lineage: Eukaryota; Metazoa; Arthropoda; Insecta; Diptera; Tephritidae.
UGCAAAUGGCGGUUGUUAUUGUGAUCGCAAAUUAUCGUGGAAAAAAUAUUUUGUAGAAUCUUUGUGAAGGCACAAUAUUUGAUGCUAUAAUUAAUAUUAAUAAAAAAAUGAAGGUGUGUUCUAGCGCGUGUAUAAAUACAGUAAGAUUAAAAAGUUGUUUAAACCUUCGGUUCCGAAAUAUUCGUACAUUCGUCGUUUAGUAACUCGCUGCUGCGUAUGUGUCCAAAUAGUACCAAGUUAUGUUGUGAGGACACGAAUUUUCACGCAUAAUCUGUACGAUAUUUAUAAGUACUGUGUAUAAGUGUGCGGUGUGAUUUAUAAUUUAGACAAAAAUGGAAAAUAAAUAAUAGACACUCAAUAGAAAUUUUAAAAUGUAUAAAUGGUAACAAUAAAACGAAUAACGAAUCAGGUGAAAAGAAGUAAUAUAACUUGAAACUAAAUCCCAUGAAAGGCGGCGCCUUUGAUAAGUGGUGGUGUGGCAAUUCCUUGAUAUGAAUCGGUUGGCAGAAAACAUCGUGGAAAAGGUCAAAACAGAAAACUGCUAAAAGUAAUAUUCAUGCUAAAAAUUUUGUUUGCAAUUGACCUAUGUUUGGAAUAAAUAUAUUUUUGAAUAUAUUUCUGUAUUUGUAUUAGUAAAUACAUAUUUGCGGGUUGUUAAAACAUUAGUUGAUAUUUAUGUGCUACUCCGAUUUUGUAAAUCGGGCCUUUUUAUGGAAUUUGUGAAAAGUGAAAAUCCAUUUUAUGGCUUAGUGGUUUGAGUGAUGUAUAUAAAAACCUUUUAUAAAAAUAUAGAUAGAUCAUUUAAAGAAAAUUCGAAUGAAAAAGCAUAUUUGUAAAGUGUAAACAUGAAUCAAGAAGGGUGGAAACAUUAUGCUGUAUCGAUUUGUAUCAAUUGUUUUCAACGUUUUUUAAAAGUGGUUACAUCUAUGAGAGCUAAGUGAUUGUAAUAAAAGUUGAACUUUAUAAACUUUAUAUAUGUAUUGCAAUCCUACCCCUAAAAUUAAAACUCUACAACAAAGUGUGAUUGUCGUGUGAUGAUAUGCAACUUAAACAGCAGAUUGAUUCGUGCGUGCGGAUAACAGUGCAAAUCCCUAAGGAUGCGGCUCAACGGCUACGCCAGCUGGCGGCGGAGGGCAAUCCAGCCCUGCGAGCCCUCGGCAUUAUGUCUGUGCAGUUGGAUGGCGAUUCUGUGAUAUCGAUAAAAUUACCCGGCCAAGAGAUUAAUUUGAAAACCUCAGAUAAUGCUGUGGAGAAUCCAUCAAGCACAGCGAGUGGGUUGGGUGAGUUUGCUCAGCUGUUGCAAAAUGGGGGAAAUGCGAUUGAAUGUAUCAGCGACCCUUCGGGUAGGGGGUCAAUUUUACAAUCACAAAUGCAAUAUGGUGUUCCUACCCAAAAUAUCAGCCAAGCCAUAAAUGAUGGAAUAUCACCCCAACCGCAAUUAAUUCAACAGCAGGUCGUACAGGAGAGGCGAAAUUUGUUGUUAGGCGGUCCGAGUACAAGCAGUGCUGCUCAGGCCGUUCUGCAAAAGCAACAAUUACAACAACAGCAAUUGCAACAUCAUAGCUCUCAACGACAACCGCUGUUUAAGCCUCCAAAUACUGUGUGCCCCAUGGAUGGAAAAGUUCCAGUUCCACCAAUAUCUUCAAACUUAAAUGGCGGUUUGAGUAAUCGAGACUAUCCAUUUGUGAGUAUGAGACAAGCUCGCGUUUUACAGGGUCGGGAAAAUGCAUUAAACAGUGGACUAGUAAACGUCAAUCAAUCCUAUUCGCCAAGUAGCUCACAGUCCCUGCCAUCACCGCAACAUGAACUUGGAAGUGGUUUAGGACCGUCACCUAAUGUUCCGCUAAAAUUUAUAAAGAAUUCUCCAAAUAUAGAGCUCACUAAAACGUCAGUGCUAGCUGGAAAUAAAUCUCAAUUUUUGCAACCUCCUCCUCCACCAUAUCCGGGCAUGAGUAACAUAACUUCAAAUAUCGUGCACAAGCCCACAUCUCAAUUAAAUAAACCAGUGCAAAAUUACUUACAAAAAAGGGUUGGCGGGCCAGCGGGACUUCAAGCGACAAAUGUUACAUCGCCUAAUAACAAUAAUAUUGCCAUUUCAUCACCUUUACUUGUGAAUUUAUUACAAAAUGACGGCAAUCCAGUUGCAAGUCAAGUAAAAUUGUCUCCACAAAUGUCUGUAAUGCAAACCCAACAAAAAACACAACAGCAGCAGCCACAACAAACUUUGCCGUUAUCAUCUGUAAAUCAACAUCCCCAAAUGAUGGGCUCACCAAUGCGUACGCAGACAGUGGCUACUAGCGUUAUGCUAGAAAAUAAACAAAAUCACCAACAACAACAGGACCCACUGUUACAUUCAGCAACGGAAAACAAUUUGAUUACUGCAUCUUCUACAAUGGGCAUGCCCUUAUCUCCCAGUGUUAAUUCGAGUAUACUUAAUUUGCACCAGCAACAGCAGCAACAGCCACAGCAGCAGCAGCCGCAGCAAAUUAUCACAAGCCCUGGAAGCAGUUUAUUUGGACACCAACACUUUCAGCCGCCGCAGCAGCAUAUGGCAUCUCAACAAAAUAAUUUUCUACGUCAGCAAAGCCAGCAGCAAGCAGGAGUUGUUACGGUGCCAGGUGUACCAACUCAUCGUUUCAUACAACAACAACAACAACAACAACAACAACCUUUCCAGCAAACUCAAAUGAUACCAACGCAUCAGCAUCAAGGGCCUCAGCAGCCCAGUGUUAGCGGAAUAAUGUUAAGUAACGUUCAUCCGCAGCAGCAGCAACAACAACAACAACAACAACAACCAGAUGUCCGACAAGCUCGGCCUGGAAGUGCUAUGCCAGGACAUGUGUUAGUGCAGCAACAUCAGCAACAAGCCCAUCAAUUCCUUUCGUCAGGCGGCAUAUCUCCAGCUGCAUCGCAUUCACCCGCCUCCAGCCACCAUUCAAUGCAUAGUCCGUUAAUGGGACCUCAUCAACAACAACAACUGCUGUCACCUUCUACGACACCGAUUCAGUCACCACACUCCCAUCCGCCACUUGCGUCUAAUAUUCUUGGGCAACAACAACAACAACAGCAUGUGCAAUUGCAUCAGCAACAACAUCAAAUACAACAGCAGAAGAAGACAACAUUGCUUGCACCUACGGCAGCAUCACCAUCAUCACACAGUGUUACUUUUCAUCACAACACACAAGUACCUUUAUCAUCAAUAGGAGCAGGACCUUCUAAUACUGUUAGUGGUAGUUCUAUAUCAAACGCAUUGCCACCGCCACCCGACUAUAAUCAAGCAGCAAACACGACAUCAACAACUCACUGGCCAACGCUUAACAAACAGCUGGAUUCAGAAACAAAAAUUAGUUUUCAGGAGUUUGAUCGUUACCAAAUGCAGUAUAACUUGCAGCAGCAACGGAUCAACAAAAAUCAUCAAACACAGACACAGAAGCAAGAUCCUCGCAAGCAGCAAUUGAAUGAUAAUGUAACCGCCUCGGAGACGGAAACAAUUCCAGGCAUUGUAGGCGUUUCUUCUUUAGAUAAUACCGCAAGCGGACUACCAGAUCCUUUGAUAUCGUUGUCAGACUUUGAAGCUUUAACCACAAAUGAUCUGGAUGCUUUAUUACCAACACUAAACUGUUUGGAAUCCACUCUAAGUUUAGAUGAUAAAAAUGAAUUGGAGUCACUUUUGCAAGAUGCAAAAGAUCUUGAUUUGGAUCUAAUUGAAGAGAAUCUUUCUGCUGUAGGAGUGGAUAUCGAUGAGACAGCAGCUGCAGCUUCAUCACUUUUAGAUGCGGAUGUAACACAAGUGCCGCCUAAUGUCACGCUUAGUCUUAAUACCAUGCAAUUUGAGCAAAAUGUGCAGCAACAACAAUCAUCACUCUCAGAAAGCAAUAACAUAAUGGCAAUGCGACAAAAUCAAUUACAACCGCAGCUAAAUAUGAUUCAAAUGCAAGAUCAGAUGAUGCAUAAUCGUUAUAAAUCCGAAGAUAAUUCAAUUCUCUUAAGCAAUCAAUCCCAUCAGAAGGUACAUGUAAAUCAAAACCUUUUAUCCCAUUCAUCGCAAAUACCCCUGCAAUCUAAUCAGCAAUUACAACAACAGGGUAUUAUUCAUCAAAAGCAAAAGGGCGGCUUAGUGGAUGGUAAUUGCUUUUCUUCAAAGCCGACAAGUGGAGCAGUUUCUUCAUCUAAAUCUAGAAAGAAGCAAUUCUUAAUCAAUCCACUAACAGGGGAAAUGGAACCAAUGCAAAGCGAUGAUAGCGAGACAGAGGCCGAACAGGAGACGAAACAAUUGUUAUCAAACUUGAAGAAAUCCAAUGUAGUCUCGUCAUUGAUUGAGAGUUUCAAUUGCAAUCGACCAAGCGAUAACUUACCCAAUUCUCUCUUAGAAGAUGAUUCGAAUUCCUCUGGUACCGCUGUUUCUAAAGUUUCUGCAAAUGAGGCAAAUAAUUUAAUUGUAUCUGGAACUGGAAGUGAUAUAGCACCAUCACCAGAUUCCUUAAAAUCGAACAAAUCGAACCGUAGUGUUAAACAUACAAAACGAGAUGGUGGCCAAGUGCCUAAUAAAUCUUUAAUACUUAAUAAUACAGGUGAAUAUGGUGUAAAUAAAACGCCUAGUCCAAGCUUAACGGCUAUUUCUAAAACUACGGCGUUAACAACUUCCAACGUUGUGCACAGGAAAUCAAAAUCAAAUAUAAAUCGUGAAAAACAUCAAAAUAAUGUGAGAGAGAAAAAACAAGAUGUAAAUGCAAGCUCUGAAGCCACUAAGCCGAAGAGAACGAAGGCAAACGCUAGAUCGAAGGCGGUAAGCAACGCAUUAACAGCUAAGGCCGUCUCUAAUGCAAUGGUGUCUGAAUCCACAUCAACGACGUUAAGUAAUGUGGUAUCGAAAGUACACGCAGCCGAUAUGGGCAAUACUAAUGAAAAAAUAAAAUUGCGGUUAAAGUUGGAAAAAAAGGAACCCGUUUCACCUGCUUAUAAAGUAGACGUUUCAUUUUCCACUCCACCAAAAUCAGAAACUCCAGAAAAUAGCUCUUUAAGUAUAACACAACAAAGCAAUAAUAAUAUAAGUAUUCAACCUAACGUAACUGUAAGCCAAAAUUCAACUAUCUCUACAAAUUUACGCCAACACCAACAACAAAAUCAUUUAGAAACUGGCCGAUUAAUACAGAAUCAACCUACGGGUUUUAGUAAUUUCACACCUCCACAGUCACAGUCGUCUGUCAGUGUUGAGCCCUCCGGUUCAAGUGAUGAACCACGAGUACCUCCAUUACACAUCAGCCUAAGAGGUGGCAAAAACUCAAUUGUGAUUAAAAGCAGCCGUAAAGAUCGUAAGAAGCCACAGGGUAUGACAAGUAUGUCCACUGUGGUAUCUAGUGGUGAUGCUGAUGAUGAUCAAAAGCAAAAAACUAAUAAGCAAUUAAGACCGCAAACAUUACAGCUGUUAGAUGUUGGUACAGCGGUUAUGAAUUCAGAAAAGGUACUACCAUUUUACAGUUGUGUUUCCACAGCUCUAACUCCGUCAGUUUUUAAUAACACCGUAAGCUGUAACAACGCUUUGACCGUAAUGUCAUCAUCGCGUCUGCAGACUAUAUCAAGUGGCGAGCCGACAUCGACAACAGUCUCUAUGACAAUGUCAUCGGCAACACCUUCAUUCUUGUGUAACAAAAAUGGUCUGACAAUAAGUGCAAUUAAAUCUCUUGAUACAAAAAGCGGUACAAGUUUGAAUGACAAUAGAAAUUUAAUCAUCGGAUCGACAAAUGUUGGUACACUACCAUUUCCACCACAAUUGAUGCAGCAAUCUCAAUAUCAGAAACAACAAACAACUAAUGAACCGACAAGCUUACCCAGUAGCAUUACACUUAAUUCAAUAUCGAACUCCAACGUCGUGGUCAGUUCUAGUGAUAAAUCAGCAAGUGUAGUUAAUCGUGUCAUUAGCUCAUUAAGUUCAAAGUCAGCGGCGACAAUUACACCUGUUGGUAUCGGCGGAGGAAAGCCGCUGACGAAGAACCACAAUCCUCCAUCUUACUUAACAGCAGUACAACAGCUUCAACAGCAAAAGCAUCAACAGAAGCAAUUGGAAAAGCAAGCACAAUUCAGUGUCCUUAGUGGAAGUCAAUCUGCUCAGCAGACAAUUGUUGCGGUGGCUACCAUGUUGCCGAGUGCAACGACACUUAAGCGAGUAACAGUACCAAAAUCAUUAACAGAGCAAGGUGAUACAACUAACAAAACUGAAAGGCUUACUGUAACAGAAGAGUCUAAUGUUUAUAGAGAAGCUCCAGCUCAUUCUUCGAUUCCGUCAUCUCCACAAAUUGUGGGUAUUAAAAAGCAAGCUAAUGAAAAUAUACGAAACGAACCUGUUUCGACUAUUCAAACUGUCGUAAGCAAUGGAGGCCCAAAUAUCGGUAUUGUUGUGUCGAAUAGCCAAAAUAAUGUUGCUAGCACAUCCUUACCUACUCUAUCUAAUGCAAUCCUACGUAACUCUCCUGCAAGUAACGGUAGUGGUACACUAGGCCACGGUAAUGGAAAUGGAACUGGAGAGGAUAGUGGUAUCGAGUCAAUGGAUGCUUUAUCCGAAAAAAGUCCUCACCAACAAACCUCUAGCAGUCCGAUUCAACAACAAAUAAAUAAUGGUGGUAAUGGUGGUGGGACUAGUAACGUUGAAAAGCCCAUUGUUGCUGCGGCAUCUGCAGCUACGAAAAAAUCCUUAGGAAAUCAAACAAAUAAUGAAACUAUAAUUAUAAAGGAUAUGACAACUAAAAUAAUAACACAAAGCAAAGACGAUAAAGCGGCAUUACAUCUGAAACCCGAAGAAAAAUGUAAUUUCAUUGAUUUUGCGGAAGAUGAAAUUGAAAAGGCCUUGGCUAAAAUGGAAGGUUUCAAUGAGGAUUUAUUGCAAGUGGAUACAUCCUCAAAUGUUAAUUCAGUUUCACAAGCAGCUACUACAAAUUCUGCAGGGGCUUCACCUAAAAUAAAGGAAACUUUAAAUAAGGAACAGCUAGAACGGAUAAGCAGCGUAAAAAUUGCAACAGAUACUGUUAAACAAUUAUCAGAAAAGGUAGAGAUUGAGGACAAGAAAAACAUUCAACUUUCUUCGGUUGGAAAUAGGUCAACACCAGAGAUAAAAGAAGAUAAAUUCUAUGCCAAGAAUAAUGACGGCAUAGAAAAUGACACAGAGAGUGCGGUUGACGCGAAAAAUCAAAGCGUUACUUUAGAUUCGUCUGAUGGAAAGAUUAAAGAAAAUAUAGGUGUGGACAAUGUAAAGAAGGCUGAGCAUGAAACUCAAAAUCAUCGGUACGAGUCGAAUUCCGUUUUUCCUCCAAUUUCCAUAGAAAUACCAAUGCAAAGUGAAUUAGAAUCUAAUCGUAUUCGCACGCGUGCCAGUAGUCGUUUGGGAAGCCCCAUGGAUGCAAAUAAAAUGAGUCCGACAGUGUUAAUAACAACGAAUGAAUCCAAUGCAAAUUCCUUCGUAAUCGCCAGCAAUAAGCACAUCAAUAAAAUUGGAGUUUCUUCGCAAGACAAUGCCAAUUCACAAUUAACCAUAUCAAUAAUUGAUAAUGGUAUUGAGUCUGGUAUAGGUAAUAAACGAAAACGACAAGAAUCUGCUGCAAGUACCAACAGCUCUAAUAACGAAUGUUCGGACGAAAAACGACUUCGAGCAAACAGUAUAAGUAUUGCUACUGGUGGCCUUGUAGCAAAUGAAAUGGAUGAAAAUAUGACUCAAUCGUCUUCGUCAAAUGAAAUGCAAGAUGUUUCCAAAGUUUGUGAUAUAAGAAAAUGUGAAGAAUCUUCUGAUUCUGAUGAACCAUUGAUAGAGGUAGCCGAAAAAGUAAGAAAUUCUAAAGUUGGCAACACUACUACAGCUGUAAACAGUAAUGAAUCCGCUAUUCAAGCUACUCUAGCAAAUCUAACAACGACGGGAAAGUCCGAACUCAGCAAUACAUCAGGUUCAGAUAAGUCUACUCGAAAUAAUCGGACAUUACAUAUAAAUAAAACAUCUAAUGUUACCAGCGCGAUAGGAAAUGUGUCCACAUUAAGCCCACCACCAAGUCAGGGGAAAUCUACUGGAGCUACUUCUGCUGCAGCAUUUACCAGUUUAACUGGAACUUUAAAAACUGCUGGCAAUGCGACUAGCAGUGCAACCUCAAUGGAGUCAAAUUCAAGUGAUAUUGGUAGUACCAGCUUUUCUCCAACUUCGUCCGCAUAUUCUACUCGGGGCAAUACAACAUCUACUGCUCCUAGUUAUUCUGGUGCGGGUAGCUUGAACAACAACAAUAACAUUAGUGAUGAAAAAAUCGGAACACGCCGUAGCGUACGUACGAACGCUGGCGUCCACAAAAAUGUUUAUGGGCGUACGAUCAGUUCCACUGCUACAUCAACUAUUGUACAAAAUACAGACCCAUCAAAAGCAUCCAUCCCAGCAAAAGUGGUCGGUAUUCACGGGAAUGACCAUAUUGGAGUCGUUGAGGCUCGCCGCAAAACAAGAAGUGCAGUUAUUGGGGAAGCACAGUUAACUGAAGGACGAAGAAGAAGAAGCUCUCGUGACAACAAGUGACCAUUGUCUUGCGCCUCGGCUACAAAUUUGAAUGCAUGUGAUGAAG